Messenger RNA from Coturnix japonica (Japanese quail), 1364 nucleotides. RefSeq names its product solute carrier family 25 member 26 (gene SLC25A26). Lineage: Eukaryota; Metazoa; Chordata; Aves; Galliformes; Phasianidae. The record is from RefSeq and is a predicted model, not a curated record. Gene Ontology annotation, biological process: transmembrane transport.
CGCAGUGGCCACACACGCCCACCUGACUACGGACCGGGGACAACAAGAUGGCUGCGCCCAUGUCUGCUUGGAGGUCGGCUGGGUUUAGGGUUUAGUUUUGUAUUAUCCCCGGUGGAAAUAGGCUCUCUGUGCUACACCGUGUCGCCACGUCCUGCUGCCAUCCGUGCAUGGAGCCGCGGGAGUCCUGGGCGGCCUUGGCGUCUCUGAUUUUUAUCUUGAAGGCUGGUGGAAUUGCUGGUGUCUUUGUCGACUUGAUCCUUUUUCCUCUGGAUACUGUAAAAACCAGACUGCAAAGUGCCCAAGGAUUUAGGAAAGCUGGUGGCUUUCGUGGCAUCUAUGCUGGUGUUCCCUCCACUGCUAUAGGAUCCUUUCCAAAUGCUGCUGCAUUUUUUAUCACCUAUGAGAAUGUGAAAUCUGUGCUGCACAGUGAUUCUACAUCGUACUUGACUCCAGUAACACACAUGGUGGCUGCCUCUUUCGGGGAAGUGGUUGCGUGCCUUAUACGGGUUCCAUCUGAAGUUGUCAAGCAAAGGGCCCAGGUUUCACCUUCUGCUGGAACCUUUCGGAUUCUUUCCCACACCUUGUACCAUGAGGGUAUUCAAGGACUUUAUCGAGGUUAUAAAAGCACAGUAUUAAGAGAGAUUCCCUUCUCUCUGGUACAGUUUCCUCUCUGGGAGUUCUUAAAGGAUCUCUGGUCAUGGAAGCAGGGUCACGUGGUGGAUUCUUGGCAGUCAGCAGUCUGUGGAGCUUUUGCAGGUGGAUUUGCAGCUGCAGUUACCACACCUCUCGACGUAGCAAAGACAAGAAUUAUGUUAGCAAAGGCUGGUUCCACCACUGCAAGCGGAAAUGUUCUUGCUGCUCUUGCUGGCAUCUGGAGGACACAAGGACUGUCAGGCUUGUUUGCAGGUGUCGUCCCGCGGAUGACAGCCAUCAGCCUGGGAGGGUUCAUCUUCUUGGGGACCUAUGAGAAGACGCGCCAGCUGCUGCUCUGAGCCAGGGCUUGGGGAAGAGCCUGCAAAGCUGCCAACCCCAAGGAGGACUCUGCCCACGAGUGCAGCCUUCUUCCUCCUGCCGCCUCUUGGCUGCGCCCGCAGCAGCUGUCAAGCGGUGUGAAAGCCACGUUCACUGCUAACGAAAAGUAAAUCCUCAAAUAAUCCAAUUUCCCAAACAUGAAAUUUUUUCCUGCAUGGAAAAUGAGUGAAGUCAUUGUGAGAGUCGUGCCAAAAAAAAGUGAUGUUUGGGGGGCAAAUAGCUCGUUAUGGUGGUUGUGAAAGGCGUUGCUAGAACUCCUGCAGGGGAAAUGUUUUGCAAACCUCCAGCUCGUGGGCUGAGCUGGGAAGCUGAAAUAAAGCAAGUGUUCAUAA